Messenger RNA from Metarhizium acridum CQMa 102, 1212 nucleotides. RefSeq lists its product as uncharacterized. The record is from RefSeq and is a predicted model, not a curated record. NCBI's taxonomy places the organism in Eukaryota, Fungi, Ascomycota, Sordariomycetes, Hypocreales, Clavicipitaceae. Gene Ontology annotation, molecular function: FAD binding.
AUGGCUUCCAAACAUAGAAUCGCCAUUGUCGGCGCUGGUCCCGGUGGACUUUGUCUCGGCGCACUCCUCCAAAAACAAGGGAUCCCAUAUACCAUCUAUGAACUGCGUGACAAACCGUCAGACAAUAUCAUGUUGAUUCCGUCUGGCAUGCUGGAUCUCCACGACGAUUCAGGCCUAGCUGCUAUCCGAGCCUGCGGGCUCUGGGACCAAUUUUUGGCUCUCACCAACGAUUGCAGCGAAGAUACCCUCAUCAUGGAUGAGGAGGGCAAUCUUCACCACGAGGAUUCUGGGUCUGGUCGUAGCCGACCCGAGGUGGCGCGCAACUCGCUCACUCAGCUUCUGUUGUCGGCCAACAACCCCGAGGCUCUUAGAUGGAACCACAAGCUCCGCAGGGCAGCGAGCAGUUCAACCGGCCAAAUUACGUUGGACUUUGGUGACAAUGGCACCUUUACACACGACCUUGUUGUCGGAGCAGACGGCGCGUGGUCCAAGGUUCGGCCUCUCCUGACCCAUGUCGAGCCUCAACACGGCGGCAUUUAUUACACGACGCUGCACAUCCCCAACGCCUCGGAGCGAUAUCCCCAUCUCGCAGGCCUCGUCGGAAAAGGUACAGGCUUCAUUCUCGGCGGCCAAAACGGCCUAGUCACCCACCGAGGCGUCGGAGGGUCCAUCUGUCUUCAUGUCAGCGCUUCAUCCUCCAACAAGGACGACUUUGCCCAACUCAAAGACAAUACCGAUCCUGCCGUCGUCCGAGACAUGCUGCUCAAUGACCCGAAGCUGUUCCAAGCAUGGCUCCCCGCAUUCCAAGAGCUCAUCAAGACGGCGCUGGACAACGAGUUGACGCCCCGAGAUCCCCGGGUCCUGAAUAUGAGACCGCUGUACAUGCUUCCCGUUGGGCACGCGUGGGAAAAUACGCGAGGCGUGACACUGAUGGGCGACUCUGCGCACCUGAUGAUGCCGUGGGCCGGAGAAGGCGUCAACCUUGCCAUGCGUGAUGCGCUCGAGCUAUCCAAAGCCAUCGUGAGCGCGUGGAACCAGCCAAACUUCCAAGAAGCUAGCCAGUUGUCUACGGCCGAGUAUGAAAAGGAAAUGUUUGCCAGGACCCGCGCAUCCGCCGAGGAGACGUGGUCCAAUUCGAAGCUACUGUUUGCUGACAAUGGGGCCAAGGCCAUGGCUGAUUUGAUGGCCAGCUAUGGGCCGUCCCGUGAGUAG